Molecule: messenger RNA, 1026 nt
Organism: Anisakis simplex (herring worm)
Lineage: Eukaryota; Metazoa; Nematoda; Chromadorea; Rhabditida; Anisakidae
Source: the annotation of a GenBank genome assembly
AUGAAAAGCAUUCGGAAAGCGUCGAAUUGGUUCGAAAUGCAAAAUCCGAGCCACGUUAGUGGUAGCUCUCGCGCAUCAGCUCAGAAUCCAUCAGGUGGAUUUGCGCAAGCACCACAGUCUUCAUCCCAGUCGAACAUUCGGCCACCAACAAAAGAGGAAUUGGAACUGAUGAAUCGCCAGAAGGUGACACCUGAAUUGAUCAACUACAUCGAAACGUUCAAAUUCCCAUUCAUUAACGACGUGAGCAAUUAUGAGAAAAUCGCUAAAAUUGGACAAGGAACGUUCGGCGAAGUAUUUAAAGCAAAAUGUCGCAAAAAUGGUCAAUUGGUGGCGUUGAAAAAAAUCCUCAUGGAAAACGAAAAGGAAGGAUUUCCAAUAACCGCCCUACGAGAGGUGAAGAUGUUGCAGAAAUUGAAGCAUAAACACAUAACCGAGCUCAUCGAAAUCUGCAGCAGUCGAGCUUCAUCACACAAUCGUGAACGUAGCACCUUCUAUUUGGUAUUUUCGUUUUGUGAGCACGAUCUGGCCGGACUCUUAUCAAACACACGUGUUCGCCUAUCAUUAGUACAUAUCAAAACGUUGAUGAAACAUCUCCUCGAGGGUUUAUAUCAAAUACAUUACGCAAAAAUCCUGCAUCGUGAUAUGAAAGCCGCAAACGUGUUAAUAACCAGAGAUGGAAUUCUGAAAUUAGCUGAUUUCGGUUUGGCAAGGCCGUUAUUCACAAGACUUCCAGGUCAACCAGAGCACUGUUAUACGAAUCGUGUUGUAACGUUGUGGUACCGACCUCCGGAAUUAUUGUUAGGUGAACGCCAUUACGGUCCACAAAUCGAUAUGUGGGGCGCAGGCUGUAUUAUGGCGGAACUUUGGACUCGGACACCAAUUUUACAAGUAAGUUUCUUUUUUGUUUGGAUCGGAGGACUCAUGCGAAGUUUUUUAUGGAAGCAUGAGGGCAUGUAUAGUUAUGUUUUGGGGAGUAUACAUGUGAACGUAUGGAUGGAUUACAGGGUGAAAGUGAGCAAAAGCAGU